UGAUACACUAUAUGGUUUAGUUUUCACAUUGAGACGUCAAAUCUGAAUGGCUGAUCAUCUCUGAAUUUUCACUGGCUAUAACAAAAAUUUACUGACCAACCAAUUUGAGAAGGUCGAUCAGCAAUUUUUUCAAGACAGUUCCAUACAAUGGAUGGUGGAGGUGAUGCCAUCGGGGAAAACAGUCUGUCUGAUUCGUUUUUUCCAUCUGGUGACAGAACAAUGGAUGGUGAUGUAGAUGAAGGAGAAGAAGGGGAACCAGAGGAGAUGCAGAAUAGCAACAGCCCACUGAGAGAACAGGACCGCUUUCUUCCAAUAGCAAAUGUUGCAAGAAUAAUGAAGAAUUCAGUGCCAAAAAGUGGAAAGAUUGCUAAAGAUGCAAAAGAGUGUGUACAAGAAUGUGUGUCAGAAUUCAUCAGUUUCAUCACCAGCGAGGCAAGUGACCGGUGUGCCCAGGAGAAGAGGAAGACAAUCAACGGAGAGGAUAUCCUGUAUGCCAUGUCCACUCUGGGUUUUGAUACCUAUGUGGAGCCUCUUAAACAAUAUCUUCAGAAGUACAGAGAGUCCAUGAAGGGAGACAAACCUAUGGGCGCAGCUGAGGGUGACAUGUCAGAGUUGGAUUAUGAAAUGCAGAACUCCCUGGGUGCUACUAUUAUUGACUCGAGUGGUCAGCAGAAUAAUCAUGUCAUCUAUGCAACCACAGCAUUUUCUGGAGCGCAAGGGAUAAAUUUCGGUUAAAAAGGCAUGUGAUUGGAUGGGUUAAACAGGCAUGUGAUUGGAUGGGCUCCCAUGGGACUGAGACCAACUCAAGUUUGGAAGGAACAUUCUGCAGAAGAGCAGUUAAUAAGUGUGACGGCACUAACAUAUUGUGAUUAUUGGAAACAUUGACAAACCCCUGUGUGGAUGACAAGCAAUGAACACUGGUUGAAAGAUUAAGUGAGAAUGUUUUCAUUUUGAGAGCUAUUGGCUGCUACAAUUUAUGGAUUGCUAUUUGAUUAAUAAUCACUUGUGAAUGCUGUUUUAACCCUUUCAGUGCGGGAACCGAAUUUUGAAGGCCUUUGCAAACAGUUUGGAUCCAGAUGAGACGCCACAGAACGUGGCGUCUCAUCAGGAUCCAAACUGUUUGCUAUUCUGAUAUUAUUUGGAAAAAAAUCGAAGAAAAUGCUAAUUUUAGAAAUUCAGCAGACGACAUUUUAGCAGACGACAAAUUUCCCAGCAUGAAAAGGGUUAAGUAAACAAAUGAUAACAUGCUAACAAUGCUUACAUACCAUGCUUCAGAUUAUUUCCUUUACUCCAUACUUUCUGGAUUGGAAGAGGCAAUGUCAAUGAAAGCCUUUCAAACAUUCAGUUGUGUUAUGAAGUAGUGGGAAAAGUCCUAGAGAUAUUCAAUGAAUGUUACAUAAACAUGAACUAGUGCAUAGAACUUUGUUUGCUUAUUAUCUGAAAGUUUUUUAUUUUAAUUAAACAAAUUUCAUAGUCUUUGAUGUCUUAAAAGUGAAAAAAAUAUUUACAUGAUUUAUUUGAGCUUAAACAUGAGGAAUUCAUAGAAGUGAAGAAAGAAGAAUAUACUAAAAUUAUAUUUUGUUUACACUUGUUUGGUUAAAGGUUUAACAAUGAACGGUAAACACUGGUUAUAAAAAAUAAGAUGUGGUUGAAUUGUUGUCGAACUAUGCUAAAAUCAUUAGGCUUAUACUGAAGAAACUGGUUUUCUAUAAAGUCAGCAAUAUUACAUUAAUUUUGUUUAUUAUAAUUUGAUGUUUCGUUCUUAAAACUCAAGUUUUGGGGGGUCUGUACAUUUAUAAGUUGCACAUGCAAUUUGGUCCAAAUAACUUUAUACAUAACAAAGUUUAGUCAAUAUAUAAUAUUGCAUGUUUUCACCUUUUCUUUCUUUUAUUAUGUUAUAUAAACUAUAUUUGCUAAUUCUAUACACAAAUUGUGAAAAUGUGCAUUUGAAAUAAACCAAACAAAAUGGAAAAAUAAAUGAAAUGACUUGUUUUGGCAGCUAACCAUAGAUAUACACCAGUAACAUGCAUGCAGUCGUCGAGUUCAUCAGUGGAUAAUUUCAUGUAAUACCAGUAAUUACUUUGUUUCAGUACAAAUCGAUACAUUUAUGGUAUAGGUAUUUUAUCUAUUAUUAUGCUCCCCCAAUUUUUAUACGCCCGUAUAAAAUACGGGACGUAUUAUGUGAAACCCCUUGGCGGGCGGGCGGGCGGGCGGCGGGCGGAAGGCAUCACUUUGUCCGGACUCUAAUUCAAAUUGUAUUCAUCCGAUCUUCACCAAACUUGGUCAGCAGUUGCAUCUAGUUGAUAUCUAGGCCAAGUUCGAAUAUGGGUCAUGCCGGGUCAAAAACUAGGUCAUAGGGUCAAUAAGUGCAUUUUCAAAGGGGCCACUUUGUCCGGACUCUAUUUCAAAUUGUAUUCAUCCGAUCUUCACCAAACUUGGUCAGCAGUUGCAUCUAGUUGAUAUAUAGGCCAAGUUCGAAUAUGGGUCAUGCCGGGUCAAAAACUAGGUCAUAGGGUCAAUUAGUGCAUUUUCAACGGCGCCACUUUGUCCGGACUCUAAUUCAAAUUGUAUUCAUCCGAUCUUCACCAAACUUGGUCAGUAGUUGCAUCUAGUUGAUAUCUAGGUCAAGUUCGAAUAUGGGUCAUGUCGGGUCAAGAACUAGGUCAUAGGGUCAAUUAGUGCAUUUUCAACGGCGCCACUUUGUCCGGACUCUAAUUCAAAUUGUAUUCAUCCGAAACUUUUAAACAACUUUUUAUCCUGCGUCAAAGUGGUAUGGGGGUAUAAGUCACAUUCAGUGACAAAGCUCUAGUUCAAGUUGAAUUCACCAAUGGCACACGAAUCGGGCGUAUAUUGCUCCGUCAUGCGGCGCUCUUGUUUUUUUUUUGGGGGGGGGGAGCAUAUAGUCGCGGCUUCGUCUGUCCGUGCGUGUGUGUCCGUCCAUCCGUGCAUAAUUCUUGUCCUGGCUAUUUCUCAGCAAUUAAUGACCGGAAUUCAAUUAAACUUUAUGGGAAGUUCACUACCAAGAGGAGAUGUGCAUAUUAUCAGCCGGUUCUGGUCGGAUGAUUUUACACAGAGUUAUGGCCUUUUGAAAUUUUCCAUUAACUGUACAUAUAGUGCAAUUCUUGUCCCCCCAACUACUGACUGGAAUUCAAUGAAGCUUUAUGGGAAGCUUAACUACCUUGAGAUGCGCAGUUUAUUUGUGGGUUCUGGUAAGAUGAUUUGUUUAGAGAGUUAUGGCACUUUGAAAUUUUAAAUUGCUAAACCAUCCAUUGUAUUAUGUUGUCCAAAGUUAUGCCCCUCUAGACGUUUCCUUUUAUCUGAAUAUAUAGUGCAAUAUUGUGACAAAAACACUUUGGGGAGCAUCAACCGUCUCCGACGGUUUCUUGUUUAUAUCAUACGAGUAUUCAAUUGAGAGGUUUGACAGAAGUUACUGUGUUAAAUCAUUAUACCUCAAUGCAUAUGAUGACAGAUGUAUGAUUUGACCUAUGUUUUUGUUUUUCUAUUUGGUACUUUAUUGUAUGGUUUGGUAUGGCAAGAUUUGCAAAUAAAUUUCUCAUGAUA
Messenger RNA from Dreissena polymorpha, 3561 nucleotides. Its product is annotated as nuclear transcription factor Y subunit beta-like. The coding region runs from base 148 to 735 and encodes 195 amino acids. Gene Ontology annotation, molecular function: protein heterodimerization activity; DNA-binding transcription activator activity, RNA polymerase II-specific; RNA polymerase II cis-regulatory region sequence-specific DNA binding. Gene Ontology annotation, cellular component: nucleus; CCAAT-binding factor complex. The record is from RefSeq and is a predicted model, not a curated record. NCBI's taxonomy places the organism in Eukaryota, Metazoa, Mollusca, Bivalvia, Myida, Dreissenidae. Gene Ontology annotation, biological process: regulation of transcription by RNA polymerase II. The transcript has 9 exons.